Messenger RNA from Thecamonas trahens ATCC 50062, 2174 nucleotides. RefSeq names its product endonuclease/exonuclease/phosphatase family protein. The record is from RefSeq and is a predicted model, not a curated record. Gene Ontology annotation, biological process: double-strand break repair. Gene Ontology annotation, molecular function: 5'-tyrosyl-DNA phosphodiesterase activity; single-stranded DNA binding. Gene Ontology annotation, cellular component: PML body; cytoplasm. The coding region runs from base 80 to 2005 and encodes 641 amino acids. The transcript has 2 exons. Lineage: Eukaryota; Apusomonadida; Apusomonadidae.
CCCACCCCACCCCAACUCCUUCCCCUCCUUCCCAGCCCCACACCUUUCCUGUGUCACAGGUUAGCCACACUUGGGCACCAUGGACUGUGUAUCCUUGACUAUUGAUGUCGACAAAACGAACUCGCCCCAUCUGACACCGUAUGUGUACUCGCCUUCGGUAGGAACAUGGGUUCCCGUUGUCCUGCCCAAGCCGCUGAGAUCAGGGCUAGAAUCGGUUUCGGAUGAGUUUGCCCCGUCAUCACCGCGGUCGGGUGCCAUGCCGUCGACGCCGAGAACAACUCUGGCUCAGCUACCGUACAGACGGAGACAACGCACUGUGUCGAACCCGGCCCAGCCGUCAGCGCUGGUGCGGGACUCGUCGCUCGCCCACGGCCGCUCGCCACUCUCGCACAAGGCGCCCGGCUCGCCCGGCUCAUCAUCUCAGCCAUCGUCGCCGACCACGAGCCAGCCCGAUGACAUGGCAUCGUCCGCGCCGAUGCCCGGCAUCGCAGCGGCGGCAGCUGUCCGCGCUGUUGCUGCCGCUGCCGCGGUCGCUGCCGCCGACGACGAGGCUGCUGCCGCCGCUACCGCUGCCGAUGACUCUCCGGCGGCCGCGUCGACGAGCACUCACCCGAACCCGUCGCGGUACGUGCCGCCGCGGUCGCCGUCGUCGCUUCUCGAGGUCCUCGACGAGCCGGCCUCGCCGAUCUCGCCGGUCUUCCCGUCGACGCCGUCGGCAGCGUCGUCAACCUCAUCGCUGGCGUCGGCCUCAAGCAUGUCGGACGUGUCGCAGCGUAGCGGGCUGGCCGAGGGCGAGGAGACGCCUUUCCGCGGGCGGGUGGCCGACGUCGAGGACGAGCUUGUGGUCCUCUCGUGGAACAUCUGGUUCGGCGACGUCGCCGUCCUCUCGCGGCUACAGGCCAUCGGGCGCAUCGUCGACGAGGCGCGCCCCGACAUUGUGGCAUUGCAAGAAGUGACGCCACCAGUCCUGGCCUACCUGCUCCAGCAAAAGUGGACAAGGCGGUUCUACGUUUCAGACGGAACCGGAAACUCGCUCCACCACUACGGCGUUGUUCUCUUCUCCGUUUAUCCCAUGACCUCGCUCGAGAUCUACGAGCUGCGCUCUCGGCUUCACCGGCGGGCCAUCUUUGCCACCUAUCUGCUGCCGUCGGGCGCCACUCUCUGCGUCUCGACCUCGCAUCUUGAGAGCUACCCCAACGACACCAAGCUCCGCGCCGCUCAGCUGGCCCACAUCUUUGGCCGCAUCUCCAAGGCCACAUACUCGCUGUUUAUGGGCGACACCAACAUGCAGCACCCGGACGAAGACGCUCUCAUCGACAAGUAUCCCUUUGCCGACGCCUGGCCCACCCUCUGGCCCGAUAAUCCCGGCUACACCGUCGACGCAAAGUCGUCUGCCAUGGCCGGCAAGCCCGUCCACUCGCGCACUCUCCGUCUCGAUCGCAUCUUCAGCUCGGAAGGCCUCCAUCCGGUCUCCAUGACCCGCCUCGGCACCUCGCCCAUUCCCAUUGUUAAGCAGGAAGGGUUCUGCCUCGAGAAGAAGAUCCCCGACGACGUCGACAUUUAUCCGUCAGACCACUACGGCAUCCUCGCUGUCCUCGCCCUCGCGCCCAUUGCGCUCUCGCGCUCGGCCUCCAUCGGCUCGCGCCCGCGCUUUACGCUCGCUCCCACCCGCGUCCUCGCGCCCUCGCUUUCGUCGCCCUCUCUCGCCGCAACCUCGGUCACAGAGCUCACCGUUGAGUUUGAUCUCAUGGCACUCUCGCCCUUCAUCGUCGAUAACCCGCCGGACUCGGACAAUGCCGAACCGGCGGCUCAAUCGCCGCCGGGCCCGCUGCUCUCGGCUCCGCCAACCAUCGGCCUCUCGCUUGGCUUCUCGCUCGGUGGCUCCGCAUCGUCCAGCGCCGACUCGGAGGACGACACCGGGCUCGCCCUCUCGGCCGACGACUCGCGCUACCACAUGGAGCCACUCGAGACGCCAGCCGCCACAGAGUCGUCGCUAUUUGGCUGACUCGACACGUCACCGAGACUCGUCCAACUCGCCGAUGAGGAACUGGGCCAUCUCCUCAACCGCCUCGUCAGAGUGGUCCGCAUCGUCAAAUCCCUCGGUGGCGUCGUAGCCGGCAUCAUCGGCAAUGAUGUCGCCACCAGGGUGCUCGUAAACAUACGACGUCACGUCA